Spirometra erinaceieuropaei is the source of this 1929-nucleotide messenger RNA. The record is from the annotation of a GenBank genome assembly. Lineage: Eukaryota; Metazoa; Platyhelminthes; Cestoda; Diphyllobothriidea; Diphyllobothriidae.
AUGCAUCAGCCGCCUCCCAACUCAGCCACAGCCCCCAACACGCCGCACAUCAACGUGAAUGGGACUCAACUGCAAGUGGUAAAGAACUUCCCGUACCUGGGCAGCACGCUCUCCCGCAACACCAAGAUCGACGACGAAGUUGCCAACAGGAUCUCGAAAGCCAGUCAAGCCUUCGGUCGCCUCCAAAGCACAGUUUGGAAUCGUCAUGGUCUCCAACUGAGCACAAAGCUGAAGAUGUACAAGGCCGUCAUCCUGCCGACGCUACUGUACGGAGCGGAGACCUGGACGGUGUACACGAGGCAGGCACGUCGACUAAACCACUUCCACCUCAGCUGUCUCCGCCGCAUUCUGAGGCUGAACUGGCAGGACCGCAUCCCCGACACCGAAGUGCUGGAACGGACGGGAAUUCUGAGCAUCUACUCCAUGUUGAGACAAAUGCAGCUGCGCUGGAGCGGCCAUCUGGUGCGCAUGGACGACGAGCGACUACCCAAACGACUCUUCUACGGAGACGUCGCGACGGGUUCUCGUCGUCAAGGAGGCCAAAUUCGCAGUUACAAAGAUACUCUGAAGUCCUCCCUGAAGCGCCUGCGAAUCAACCCGACCAACUGGGAAGAGCUCGCCCGCGAUCGUCCGACUUGGAGGAGAACAGUGAAGACGGACGCUGCUAUCUACGAAGCCAACCGCAUCGCCGCCGCCAAAGUGAAACGCAAAGCCCGCAAAUCACAACUUUGCCCAAUACGCAACGCCGCCGCACAUCCUCUCCCUACGUGUCCUCGAUGUCAACGGACAUUCCGGGCACGAAUCGGACUUGUUGGACAUCUUCGAAUCAACUUCACCUCUCGAACUGCUCCAGCCAUCGUCCCCCAGCCCGCCUUUUCCUCGUCCUCUAUACCGCCAACUAACUCUGACACUCCUUCAGCACCACCACUUCCAUCCUCCUCCUUCUCCUCCACUGCCCCAGCGGCGGCCGUUCAGACUGCCGCCUCACACAUCACCAACCUCGACACAAUAACCGCCACCACCCCCACCUAUCCCGAUUCCAGUGAUGAGGAUCAGGACUGCACCUGCCCUCACUGCGACCGCACCUUCAACUCACGCAUCGGCCUGGUCGGUCACUUGCGAAUCCAUCGCACAGAGACUGGUGAACCAGUGCCUGGAGCACCAACCUACACCCACUGCACUCGCCUCCACUGCCCACAAUGCCCUCGCACCUUCCGGCAUCGCAUGGGUCUAUUCGGCCACAUGCGCAUCCACGAGAGCGGAAUUGACCGCAGCCUUGACACACCCACCCCACCGAGCCCCACUCCCAAUCCAUCACCUUGUGCACCCACUAACCACUCCCCAGCCGACAUCGACGCCACCGACCUUACCACCCCUCACUCCUCCCCUUCCUCCUCCUCUUCCUCCUUCACUGCCACAACGACAGCCGCUUCGGCGUCUGUCGCCCACGACUUCCCCACAGCCGAACCUGACACAACAACAGGCACAACCCCUGCAACCUCCAUCAUCAGACGUGAGGGCCAGGACUACAUCUGCCCUCACUGCGAUCGCACCUUCACUUCACGCAUCGGCCUGGUCGGUCACUUGCGAAUCCAUCGCACAGAGACCGGCGAACCAGUGCCUGGAGCACCAACCUACACUCACCGCACUCGCCUCCACUGCCCACACUGCCAUCGCACCUUAACGCGUCGCAUGGGUCUAUUCGGCCACAUGCGCAUCCACGAGAGCGGAAUUGACCACAAUUCCGAUACAGCCACGACAUUCAAAACAUCCACCACGCCCAGACCCAUCCUCGCUCCACCGUCACACGCGCCGACCACCACCAACACCACUGCUUCCUCUACAGCUGACACCGACACCGCCGACCUCUCAUGCCCACAUUGUCCACGCACCUUCACGUCACGCAUCGGCCUGGUCGGUCGGACGUGA